GCCGGGCGUCAGUGACUUCGCGUCCGCCGAUCCGACCGGAUCCUUUUCAAGAAGUGCGGGACGUGCAUCCUUCCGCGAAAGGCCAGAGAUCUUAGAAAUUGCAUAUUACUCUCGAAUCGACUUGUAAAAUUGGACCAUUUAAUUUUGUCGUCUUUCGAAAAUCGCCGAAUGUAUAUGACCACCGCGAUGCAGCGCGACCUCGGCCGACAAGGUGUCUGAGGGAUAUCCCCGCGGGACCUCUCUACCUCCUUCUUUACCUCGUCUUCCCUCACGAUAUACGGUAGGUCCUGUUCGGAGGCUACCAGGAUGCAGCUCAGACCCAGUUAUCGAAGCGUCCGAAGGCACCCCGCGGCUUGCAUGCACGGUACAAAGCAAUAAAAGCGUCCGCGCCACGAGAUAUAUCUCGCGAGGUCCGCGUAAGAAACGGCGAAAGAAAGCCGACCUGCACCGGUAAAUCAUAAACGCCACGGGGAUCGAACUGCGGGAGAUAACUGCCUUCGCGUAAGGAGAGAAAAAGAAAGAAAGAGCGAGAGAGAGAGAGAGAAAGGGGAUCCAGCAGCUUGAUUAGUCAAGCGGGAUCCAUCAUUCGAUUGCGCGUCCAUCGAAUCCAUCUAUUCUCGGAUGCCUCGGCAACGCUAACGAAAACGAAACAGCCCGGAAGAGGAGCCUCAUCGUCGUUCAUCAUCGGGAACAGGACGUCCGGAAGAUAUCUCGUACAGAGAGGCGAAUAUUCAUCGUUUACUUCUCAUUCGUCAGUGUAAACCAUCUCUCGCGGAUAUUAUCGAUUGAUCCUGAUAAUUUUUCCGUAAGAAUAUAUACGGUGCAUUCUUUGCACGUUGAUGAUCAUAAUAGAUUUGCCGCUAAAAAAGAUGCGGCUGAUAACAGAUGAUCUGCUGCAUGUGUAAAAAGUGUGACGCAAAGUGGCAACUCUAUAAAUGGAUCGAUACUUUGACAGUGAAGCUGAAAAAGAAUCGAUUAGGUUUCGUUAGAUGGUGAUUCGUGAUCCUCAAUUUCACUACGCACUGUUGCCUCGGGUAACAGUUUAGUGUCUAGUGAAGCAAAAUUUCAUUUUUUAUCGAAUUCUGGCUAAAAUAUCCACGUUGAAUCAAUACGCAAUUUGACAACAAAAUCAAUUUUUAUUAAAAAGAUAUAUAAAUAGCGAUUAUUAAGCCCAUCAUUAUAAGUAGCGAUUAUUUGGCCCAUCGUAUGUAUUAUUUCAUUCCUCUUUCGCCUUAUAAUUUAUGAAAAAAAUUUCUUGCGUGAAGCUUGCAAAAUAAUCAACACAGAGAGGAUUGAUGUCACUAUUAUCGUGCCGCGAAACGGAAAGUGACAGCUGCCGUGCCGCAGCGGAGUGACAUAAUUAAAGAAGAAAGUGCGUCCGAGCGUCCGUUAUCAAGCGGUAAUGAGCGAGUAUCGAAAAAGGAGUAAAAAUGCUUUCGAAAGUAAACGUCGAGCUCGCUCCGCCACCACGAGGAUUAAAUGACGUUACGCCCUCGAGCUUUAUGACAUCACCCUGAAGAGGACCAUCUCGUUCGAAUCAGCCUUGUCGCAUUUGUCAUCUCCUCGUUCGUCCAACUGCACAUUUGUCUCGAUGUUUCCGAGAGUCGUUCGCGAAAAGUGACACUAUACCGAAAUAUGUGAGAUCAUGUCGUCGAACAGUGAAUUCUCGACGAUGUCCAGCGAAGAGAUGCCUUCGCUGCCCAAGUCCCUGCCGAGCUCGAGGGAGGCGACCGCCGAGGGUAGUUCCGGCUCCGGCGGCGGAUAUAUGCCGCUACGGGAGUUCCUGGAUCGAUUUUCAUUACCGCGGGUCGUCAGACUCGAGGGCACCAGCGGCAGACCGGUGCUCCUGUACAAGCAGCAGCAACGAUCGCUGAGAGUCACAGCGAGCCUGUUGAUGCACCGGUACCGACAUGACGUCAAGGUGGGACCGGAGAUCGUCAUUCCGGAAGGUUAUCCAGGAUGGUUUUCUGUGAUAUCUGGCAAUAACACGACGGGCAGCGCACGUGUCUAUCGAAGGGUGGAUUCUUUGGUGAAAACAGGAGUACCGGUGUUUCUGCUUGCGACGCCUUUAAGAGCUUACACGCUAACACAUUCAAAAAUGGAGAACGGAAAUCUGCGUGCCCAUUACACGAAGACGACGAUCAAAGCCGGCGAGAUAUUGCGGCUCGUAGCGGUCUUUCAGGAUACAAGGAGAUGCAGCACGAUCUCCUUCGGAAUUUCCGGCGGAUAUCCUGAAAAGGACCAAUACGCGCAAUGCAUCGACCUUCAUGGACGAGAAGUAUUCGCCUCGCUGUCGACUAGAGGCGAAUUUUACGCGAUCUGUCAAAACGGAAGCGUCGAUAUCGGAAGUGACGCGGUACUCUACAAGGUUCAUCAUCUCGCCAAGAAACAACUGCCUCUCAGAGUACGAUUAAUAGCGGGACCGCUGCCCGUACCGUUGCCGAAGGAAUACGGCGGUUUAAUGCAGUUGGAAACAUCGACGCGAGGUCCAAUAGUUUUGGGCUGCGUAGUUCCGGAGAGACCGGUGCAUAAUCCGGAAAUGCUCGAAUUAGUUGUAUCCGGUAACGGUGCGCCGAGAGUGCGAAGAGCUAGAUUGGGUUACCCUUCGGAGGCGAGAUUGCUAGCCUCCCCAAAAAUUCAACGAUUGCUAUCAGCCUGCAGCCGAGCGGUUGGGGAUCGUGCAACCGAGCCACGAGUGGCGCCCGUGAAACUGCAUCCAUCGACAGAUGAGAGUUUGAAAGAGAUGCAUCUGAAAAAGAUCAAGCCAAAGCCGGAGACUAAGCCAAUUCUGCAAAGUCUAAAGGAUGGACUGGAACACUUGAAGCGAAACACAGCGAAAGAACGGAACCAACAGACGAAGCAGAACACCGGAAACGGCAUUCUUGAAAGAAUCUCGAAACUCGCUCAAAGCAACAGAAAUCGCAAUCCUGCGAAGAAAUCGGCCUCGUUCACGUACGCGGUGAGGCCGGAAAUAGCCAUGAGAUCUCAGGAACGUUACUCCAGUCUAGAACCGGAAACUACCUCUCAUCAGACUCGUCAGAAUCAAAACGCCAAGCAACAGGUACAGAGAUCCGUGUCGACCAGCGUGUUGGAGGUACCGAUGUGCGUCGAACUGCAGCCCAAUUAUUCUCGUGUGAGGGACAGCCUGACACCAUUGCCGUCACCACUGAAGUUGGUCAGGACCAGCAACAAAAAUGAGGAGAUCUACGCCGAGAUCUGCGACACCGCGACGGUAAAUCAGGUACAAAAAUGUCCAGGAAGCCACGUGGUGGCGCGAAUCAGGAUCGUCGUGCAGGGCCAUGAUUCAUCCUUAGAAACGCGCAAUGUGAUUGAUAACGAGAGAUACGCGAAUUCAAUGGUGAUGAGCGAGCAGAUCGACUCUAUAAUCAGUACAGAGGACGAAGUGAUUUAUAACACAGUGUUCUGAGAUUAUCGAGUUAACGUACAAACUGCUAUGAUGAUGUUCAUAAUAAAUGACGAAAACGAGCGAAAAAAGAAUUUAAUUGUAACUUGCAACAGCGAUAUGUGAAAUUUUUAAUGUGUAGGCAAACCGGCUGUGUUCAUCGAUCGACUUUCUAUUCGCUGUUUCGAGGAAUGUAUUAUAUUACAUAAGCAUAUGCAUAUUAAGAAAACAUGUACAAUUUUUUUUGUAGAAAAAUGCAGAAAUAUUCUGUAUAUACCUUUGCCAUACGUUAAUGUACUAACAAUUAAGAAGGAAACAUAUACACAUUAAAAAUAUAUUUUUCAAUAUGAUGAAUCGCUCAAAUUAUGAAUGUAAGUAUAAUCCGCGACAAAAUAAAAUUUAUCUAAUUUUUGUUAACUCAA
Molecule: messenger RNA, 3825 nt
Organism: Cataglyphis hispanica
Lineage: Eukaryota; Metazoa; Arthropoda; Insecta; Hymenoptera; Formicidae
Exons: 6
Coding region: 1646-3427 (593 amino acids)
Source: RefSeq, a predicted model, not a curated record